This is a messenger RNA of Impatiens glandulifera, 613 nucleotides long. Its product is annotated as 60S ribosomal protein L27-3-like. Gene Ontology annotation, molecular function: structural constituent of ribosome. The record is from RefSeq and is a predicted model, not a curated record. The transcript has a single exon. Lineage: Eukaryota; Viridiplantae; Streptophyta; Magnoliopsida; Ericales; Balsaminaceae. Gene Ontology annotation, cellular component: cytosolic large ribosomal subunit; ribosome. Bases 66 to 473 code for a protein of 135 amino acids. Gene Ontology annotation, biological process: translation.
AAAGAUUGCAGUUUUAUUGCGCCGUGCCCAAUUUGCAGAGAGAAAGAAGAGAGCAAUCGGCAAAAAUGGUGAAGUUUUUGAAACCCAACAAAGCCGUAGUGCUUCUUCAAGGUCGAUUUGCCGGACGGAAGGCCGUCAUUGUCCGUCCCUUCGACGAUGGUACCAGAGACCGCCCUUACGGACAUUGCCUCGUAGCCGGUAUCUCCAAAUACCCUAAGAAGGUAAUCCGUAAAGACUCAGCUAAGAAAACGGCCAAGAAAUCUAGGGUUAAGGCUUUCCUCAAGCUCGUCAAUUACAAUCACAUCAUGCCUACUCGAUACACUCUAGAUGUCGAUCUCAAAGAUGUUGUUUCUGUCGAGGCUCUUCAGUCCAGGGACAAGAAGGUAACCGCUGCUAAAGAGAUCAAGGCUCGGCUUGAGGAACGUUUCAAGACUGGGAAGAAUAGGUGGUUCUUCACCAAGCUUCGCUUUUGAGAUCUUCUGGUUCAUUUCUUUUCAGUAAUGUUAUCGUUUCUUUGUUUUGACUAAGUAAGUCAUUUCAUAUAUAUACUUUAUAUGUUCUGUUGGAAUGUUUUCAAAGUGCUUUUUGAGUUCUUGAUAGUUGUUUGUUUGCU